AUGUGUGAGCAGGCAGCGCGCUACUGUAGGGACGGAGUCCACAAACUGCUUAACAAAGAACAAGCCAAACUUCGAGCCCAAGAAAACCGCGAGCAGCCGAAACCCGUAGCCGGUCAGGACAGCGAGUCCGCGACGGCAGCACAGUCCGGAAACAGCGGCGCCCAGCCCGGUGGAAUCGACGGGCUCGUCCGCUGGAUCGUCACCAAAAUGAGCGACAACAAGAACAUCUCCAGCCGGGAGUACGCCUCCAGCAAGGAGGAGGUGGCCGUGGCACAGGAGCAGUUCUUCGCCCCGGAACCGCGGAGAGGCAUCUCCGUUAUUUUGGAUAUAUUCAGAAGAGCCGACAAAGAUGAUGAUGGUAAGCUGUCUCUGGAUGAGUUCCAGGCUUUCUUCUCUGAUGGCACACUGAAUGAGGAGGAGCUGGAGAAGCUGUUUCACACCAUCGACUCUGAUAACACCAGUAAUGUUGACACUAAGGAACUCUGUGACUACUUUGCCAAGCACAUGGGGGACUAUGAGGGAGUCCUGGCCUCUUUGGAAACACUCAAUCUUUCCAUCCUCAAAGCCAUGGACUUCACCAAGAAGGUUUAUGAGAGAGGAACCAACGUGGAGCAGUUUGUGACCCGUUUCCUCCUGAAGGAAUCGGCCAAUCAGAUCCAGUCUCUCCUGAGCUCUGUGGAGAGUGCAGUGGAUGCAAUUGACGAACAGCACAGCCAAUCAGGUCAUCUACCUGCCAAGGUGAGUCCACGAAUGUCAGAGAGGCGCAACGAAAACACUGUCCCUGACUAUCCCCCUAACAACAGAGUCAGCGCCAGAGAGGCUGUCAGGACCAUCAACACUGCUUCAGGUGCAGUGGAGGUGAGGAAAGAAGGUCUGGAGGCUCAGAUCAACCGCUUGGCUGAACUAAUUGGUCGACUGGAGAAUAAGACAGUCUGGUUUGAUUUGCACCAGAGGCUAACAGACACAGAUGGCACCAGCAGCGCAUCUUUGUGGCUGAUUCGUCAGGAGAUGGUGGUUUCCCAGAAGAAGCUUGGCGAGUUUUGUGAGGCUCUGAAGCAGUAUCUGAAGAAUGUCUCCACUCAGAGAGACUGCUUUCAUGUGACUGCGGUGCGUCUGCCUGACAGUUUAUCCUUUGUCGUCUACGAGUUCUGGGAUGGAGAGGAGGAGUGGAAGAAGCACCUCCAGUCGCCCCCCAAUAAAGCCUUUCAGCAUGUGAAGGUGGACACACUGUGCCAGCCAGAGGCCGUGUCCUCUGUAGCCGUGCCAGCCGCCUGGUGCAGUGUGAAAAGGGACUGAGCAUGAAGAUAUUCAACUACACGCCAAGACUCCUGGUCGCUCCCCACUUCCUCUUUGAUUCCCCCUCCGUCCCUGAAACUUUUUCCUUCUGCAUUUCACCCACUCUCACUCCCUCUCUUCUCCUUUCACUCCUCACAUUCCUCAACUCUUUUUGUAAGUACAUGUUUACACAGUACAAAUGAAUGGUGUCAACUGCAGUGAAAAUUGAACAGUGCAUUUUACAAUGUGAGAUUACUUAAACGCAUUUGCAUCUCACCACGGUAGUUUGCUGGCUCAAGAUUUUGGAUUAUUUCAUGUUCAUGUUUCAAGUAGCUUUGAGCCACUGGUGGUGGAGUUUGUCAUGUAGCAAGGACCCCG
Seriola dumerili (greater amberjack) is the source of this 1653-nucleotide messenger RNA. RefSeq names its product N-terminal EF-hand calcium binding protein 2 (gene necab2). The record is from RefSeq and is a predicted model, not a curated record. Gene Ontology annotation, cellular component: cytoplasm. Gene Ontology annotation, biological process: regulation of amyloid precursor protein biosynthetic process. The coding region runs from base 1 to 1296 and encodes 431 amino acids. The transcript is spliced from 13 exons. NCBI's taxonomy places the organism in Eukaryota, Metazoa, Chordata, Actinopteri, Carangiformes, Carangidae. Gene Ontology annotation, molecular function: calcium ion binding.